CAGAAUUCUCCCAGGACAAAUUAUUUGCCAGCUUAAGGAAAGGCCUGGGUUUAUGGUUUCACUUGGAGCCAGAGGUGGAAAGUCUCCGGAGGGACCAGCCGCGGCAGGUAUCGGUGGUUGUCACUGCAGGAAAAUGAGAUUGUCUGCAGAUGGUAGUUCUCUGUUAUCUUUGAGAAUAAUCAUAACCGAAUAGAGAGAUUUUCGCUGUGAGACCCAUGCAUUAGGUGGUCCCAUUUUCCAGUCUUCACCAAGCAGUAUUCUUGGUGGUAUCCACAAACAUCUUAGUGAAUGGACAGACGUGCUCUAAGUCUCGGAGCCUCCACAGCUUAACCCUCCAGGACGAUCUCCCUCUUGGGACUUCUCCCCGUCUUUGCAGGAUGGACGAGGAGUCAUCAGAGGGGCUCCUCUUCAAAGACCAUGACUUCUCCUCUGACUUGCUGAGGCAGCUCAAUGACUUGAGGCAAAAUCGGAUCCUGACCGACGUGAGCAUCUGCUCCGGGGCCUCGGAGGUCCCCUGCCACCGCAACGUGCUGGCCUCCAGCAGCCCCUACUUCAGGGCCAUGUUCUGCAGCAACUUCCGGGAGAGCCGAGAGGCCAAGGUCCAGCUGAAAGGCGUCGACGCCUCGACUCUGGAGCGAAUCGUCCUGUAUGUGUACACGGGCGAGGCGCACAUCACUGUGGAAAGCGUCCUGCCCCUGAUGGAGGCCGCAUCCAUGCUACAGUACCCUAAGCUGUUUGAGGCCUGCUCCUCCUUCCUCCAGAGCCAGCUGACCCCCAGCAACUGCCUGGGCAUGACCAGACUCUCUGAAAUCUUCAGCUGUGAGACCCUCCGGAAGAAAGCCAGGGAGGUGGCCCUGACGUAUUUCCCAGAGGUGGCCGCGUCGGCUGACCUGAAGGAGCUCUGUGCCUUGGAACUGAGAGACUACCUGGGCGACGAUGGGCUGUGCGGGGAGGAGGAGAAGGUGUUCGAGGCCCUCAUGGUUUGGGUCAAGCAUGACCUCCAGACCCGGAAGCGAUACGUGCAGGAACUGUUCAAGCAGGUCAGGCUGCAGUACGUCCACCCGGCCUUCUUCCACCACUUCAUCGCCAACGACGCCCUCCUCCAGUCCUCGCCCCCCUGCCAGACCAUCCUGGAGACCGCCAAGAGGCAGGUGUUUUCCCUGUACAGUACCACUACUUCCGCAGGCCUCCAACCUCUGUGGCAUGUCCCGCCAAGAAACUCUUACCAAGACUUCCUCAUCCUCCUGGGUGGAAGGAAGGACAACCAGCAGACCACCAGGGACGUCCUGUUGUAUGACGGACAGACCGGCCGGUGGCAGAGCCUUGCCAAACUCCCGGCCCGCCUGUAUAAGGCCUCGGCCGUCUCCCUGCACCGCAGCGUCUACAUGCUGGGGGGCAUGGCUGUGGGGAAGAGCGUGCCCACUGCCAAGGUCUACAUCUUCUCCCUGAAGCUCAACCAGUGGAGGCCAGGGCAGCCCAUGCUGGUGGCCCGCUACUCCCACAGAAGCGCUGCCCACAAGAACUUCAUCUUCUCCAUUGGGGGGAUUGGUGAGGGGCACGAGGUCAUGGGCUCCAUGGAGAGAUACGACAGUGUCGGCAACGUCUGGGAGAUGAUGGCCAGCAUGCCAGUGGGGGUUCUCCACCCUGCGGUCGCUGUCAAAGACCAGAGACUCUACCUUUUCGGAGGAGAGGACAUCAUGCAGAACCCUGUGCGCCUUAUCCAGGUGUAUCACAUUUCCAGAAACACAUGGUUCAAAAUGGAGACGAGAAUGAUCAAGAAUGUGUGUGCCCCUGCCGUGGUGCUUGGGGAGCGGAUUGUCAUCGUGGGAGGUUACACGAGGAGGAUCCUUGCUUAUGACCCUCAGUCCAACAAAUUUGUCAAAUGCGCGGACAUGAAAGACCGGAGGAUGCACCAUGGGGCCACGGUGAUGGGAAACAAGCUCUACGUGACGGGCGGGCGGCGGCUGACCACGGACUGCAGCAUCGAGGACUCGGCCUCCUUCGACUGCUAUGACCCCGAGACAGACACCUGGGCGUCCCAGGGGCAGCUGCCUCACAAGCUCUUUGACCACGCCUGCCUCACCCUGCAGUGCAUCCCCCACCACUCCACCGUCCCCUGAGGUCCUCAAGAAACUGAGAAGUCAUCUGCCCUGGUCAACAUGCUCUGGUUGCAAGAGACAGAGUCCACCUCCAAAAAGCUUAACCCGAGCAGGGUGCCGGGGGAGCUAACAGGAUGGAAAGUUCCAGAGCCCGGAGGCCUGGGACCAAGCACGCUGCUGACAGAGCUCUGUUUCUCUGUCUCUUGCUCGAUCUCUGUCUCUCUGUCUUUCCUCUCUUUCUCUGUCUCUCUGCCUCCCUCCUUCUCUACCUCAUCUGUAAGGCUUCUUUAUCCACACCGUGUGGGAACAAUGGCAACUGAUCAAUCCAGACCCACACUGUCUAGCUUCAGAAAAGAACUUUACCAUUAUCCAUAUAAUAACUGCUCCCCCAGAACGAUGCGGGUUGGCCCUUUUUGAAUUCCAAGCCUCCCUCUUGAGCCAAUCACCACUUCCAGUGACUGUGCUACUAUAGUUGGCUUGUCCUGGAUUGUGUCUCUACAGGCUAAGGUGGGGCUAACAAUCGCUGCUGACAAUCUAUCUAAACUGAACAUAAUGGAUAGAAGUAGUUUCCCAGUGCAAGAAAUAAAUGCUAAGCUCACAAAACCACAUCUUUCCAGAACAUCCUGGAAAUUCAGAAUGGGAGGGCAAAGACACCCAGCAGGGUCCCUGGAAGCCCUUCUUCCAGGGGGCAUCAGGAACAACGGGUCUUGACUGUGUUUCUCUGUGGGCUUCCCAGGUGGUUCAGAGGUAAAGCAUCUACCUGCCAACGCAGGACAUGUGGGUUCGAUCCCUGGGUGGGGAAGACCCCCUGGAGGAGGAGAUGGCAACCCCCUCCAGUAUUCUUGCCUGGAGAAUCCCAUGGACAGAGGAGCCUGGCGUGCUAUAGUCCAUGGGGUCACAAAGAGUCAGACACAACUGAAGUGACUAAGCACAUCCACACACUAUUUCUCUGCAUUCUAGGAUGUAGGGCAUUGGAAUGCCAGAAGAGUAUGUGAAAUUCAGUAUCUAGUAUUUGCAAAAUUA
Dama dama (fallow deer) is the source of this 3122-nucleotide messenger RNA. It is a transcript of the gene KLHL38, whose product is annotated as kelch like family member 38. Gene Ontology annotation, molecular function: protein binding. The transcript is spliced from 4 exons. The record is from RefSeq and is a predicted model, not a curated record. Bases 378 to 2120 code for a protein of 580 amino acids. Lineage: Eukaryota; Metazoa; Chordata; Mammalia; Artiodactyla; Cervidae.